Quercus robur (English oak) is the source of this 2267-nucleotide messenger RNA. RefSeq names its product CBS domain-containing protein CBSX3, mitochondrial. NCBI's taxonomy places the organism in Eukaryota, Viridiplantae, Streptophyta, Magnoliopsida, Fagales, Fagaceae. The record is from RefSeq and is a predicted model, not a curated record. The coding region runs from base 1533 to 2135 and encodes 200 amino acids. The transcript has 6 exons.
UUGGAGGCUCUUGAUUCCUCUUUAUUUUCCUCCUUCUGAGGUCUAGGUUCAGCAUUUCGUAUAUGUUGCCUUGAGGUUUACUCUUCUAAGAGUUUAGUUGACUCUGGGGUUGAGCCUCUAAUGUCUCUUUCUUUACUUGCCCUUUUCUUAAUUUUCUCUGCUUUUUUCAAAAAAACAUUAUUACUUAUAUUUUCACUAAUUUACAGCUCUGGACAGAGAUAUGUCUAAUUGUUGACAGAUAAAAAGAUCAGAAGGAAACAAUUAAAGAUUUGUAAGUUCCUUGGUCAAAUAUGAUUCCACUUGAGCAAGCAGAAUGCAUUGGAUGCCAAGGCAAUCAUUUACAUGUACAACUGGCAUCCUAUCUUUGUGGGAUUGUGUUCCCAUUUGCAUACACAAGUCUUCAACAGAAAAUGUUAACCAUGACUCUCAUUUCCAGGGCAUCAGGUUCGUGACAAUCAGCCUUCACAUGACCCUGAAAUCCAGUAGAAUUGUUGAUCAUAACAAAUAGUUUCAAUAGCUGCAAUUUAUGUGAAUUUUACAUCAUGAAUCUUCCUACCUGAAAAACAGACCGAAACUUUAGUGUCUUUUCAUCUCAGAUUUAUUGAAACAGUUAAAAAAGAGUCUAGCAUCAACUACAUAUUCAAGUCUAUUUGCAUGGAAAUAUCCUUUCUGACCAGUGUAUGCUCAUCCAACUUCUAGGACCAAAUCACUGAGAGCCUCUUCGUCUCAAUGCUAUAUACAGGAAUUUUUUUGCUCCAACAGAACGUACAUGGUCUGGAAUUCUUAAUUCAAUCCACAUGCUCUGACGCCUAGUCACGACAACAUGUUCAUGUCUAGUUCUUCAGUGUAGGAUUGUCCUUCAUAAGCUGAUCCAGAAUAACCAAUUGCUAUGUUUCCCACAUAUGGUUUGCAAUAUCUUUCCUGAUACUCUUGCUCAACAAAAUAAAGACAUCAUUUGGCCAUGGCUCAUUGUUCUUCUGGGUUAGAUCAAUAACCUUGGUUGAGAUGUCUUGCCAAUAAUUCAUUCAAUAAGUUAGAGACACAUACAAAUGACUUUUUUUUGCAACUUGUUGAGAUGUCUUGCCACUAUAGGCUCAUGGGAAAGUGAUACCAGUGUUGGGUACAUGUAAAAUUGACAUUAAUGGCAAAAUUCCUUUAGCAAGUUCUGAAAACUGGUUGUGAAUUUGUGUGUAGAAGAAGCUCAUUUCUUUUCCAUAUACAAUGGGUUAUGGGGCAAAGUACGUGACUUUCAGUGAUGAAGAGAAAGCUUUCCACAUCAUGCAACAUCGUAAAAGCAACGUGACAAAGAAGUAAAACAUCUAAAAAAAUUUCCCCUUCCUUCACACACUCAUUCAAGAAAGGAAUUCAAAGAAAGUACUUUUACAAGAGAUUACGGCAAGAUAUUCUUAUGCCAUUCUUUUGAAAUUGCCGUACAUGGAUUAGUUUACAUUACAUAUACCUUACGCAUUUGCCAUCAUUAGGAGAGCAUCCGAUUAAUUUCAACCUUUCUUCUCUGCAGCCAAGAGAAAAAAAUGCAAGGAAUUUUCAGAGCAGUACGAUCUUGCCAGGAAACACUCAAGGCUGCAAUUUUGCAACAUUCACAUGGGAGAGGGAAAAUAUUCACUUUUGGAGGCACUACCUCAUCUUCACCCGAACAGCUAAAAGGCUUGGAGAAUGUAACAGUGGCAGAGGUGCUAAUGACUAAGGGAGAAGAAAAAACUGGUUCCUGGCUGUGGUGCCGGACCGAUGAUGCUGUCAUCGACGCAGUCAAAAAUAUGGCUAAAAAUAAUAUUGGGUCGUUAGUGGUACUAAAGCCAGGAGAGGAACAUCUUGCAGGAAUAAUCACUGAAAGAGACUAUACGAGGAAGAUAGUCGCGCAGGGAAGAUCACCCAUAUAUACAACAGUUGGGGAAAUUAUGACCGAUAAGCAGGACAAUUUAAUAACAGUGACAUCUGAUACCAAUAUUCUCCAAGCAAUGCAGCUAAUGACAGAAAAUCGGAUACGGCAUAUUCCAGUCAUUGAUGGGAAGAUAGUUGGCAUGAUCUCUAUUGUAGAUGUUGUAAGAGCAGUAGUGAAUGAGCAAAGUGGAGAACUGAAGCAAAUGAAUGAGUUCAUUAAAGGAGACUACUAUUAGAAUGAAAACAAUUUUACAUUUGAGAGCAUGCUGCUGGUAAUGAAUAAUUAUGAUUUGACGCGGAAAUAUUUUAAAUUGUAUAGCAGACAUGUAAUAAAAAAGAAAAGAGAAAUAUAUUCAAGAUUCAUAUCA